GUGCAUUUCUUCUAUGUUUGUUUCUAAGUUUGUUUUUUAAGUUGAAGGGAUAGAACAUGUGACAUUACAUUUUCUAUUACUUAUUAUCUAUGUUUGCCUUCGUGUGUACAAGGAUGUGCCUUGUUUCCGGUAGGGCUAGUUCAAUGCUUCAAAGUCACUCCAGAAAAGACAACUUCAUAAUUUGAUAGUUCUUAGAAGUACUAAUCGAUGAGCAUCUUCUUUCUUCCAACAAGGGCAACUCGUAACAAUUAAGAGCUGGCAUUGAGCUCAGCUGCAAGUACAGUAACCACUAAUGGCAGAAGAACACCGAAAAGAGCACAGCAGUGAAGAGACAGCCCGCCUGCAAAUUCCCACAGGAAAGGUGAAGAAGAUCAUGAAGCUCGACAAGGAUGUCAAGAAGGUCAAUCCAGAAGCUCUGUUUCUCAUCUCCACAUCCACUGAGCUCUUCCUCAAACUCCUUGCUGAGAAAUGUGUCGAAGUCGCAGUCCAGAAGAAGAGGAAAACAGUAAAUCUAGAGAUCUUAAUGGCUGGCGUGAAAAGGCACCGGCCCACCAGUGGCUUUCUCCUAGACUCUCUGCCGCAGCCUUCUGAACCAGCCCACAGACCACCGAAAGGAAGCCGCAAUCGCACCAAAGAUAAGCCAGUCUCUGCCGGGACUCGAAAAAUCGAUGCUUUCUUUCUGAAAUGUACUUAGGGGUGAUUGGUUGAUGUUGCAAUAACUGUUUUGAGGACGUUUGAAUAUGAAAUUAAAGAGAAAUUUCAAUCAAUUUGUUUUUGAGAAAAUCACAUACAUGUAUGAUUAGGUAUGUACCAUUUUUUAGUUUUUUUUUUUAAUUUUGAGAGGGGAAACUAUCAUGCAGUAGUACUCAUGUUUCAAUAGAUAGAAAUCGUUUAA
This is a messenger RNA of Cuscuta campestris, 895 nucleotides long. NCBI's taxonomy places the organism in Eukaryota, Viridiplantae, Streptophyta, Magnoliopsida, Solanales, Convolvulaceae. The record is from the annotation of a GenBank genome assembly.